AUGAACGGCUGCGCAGGAACGGCUGCGCAGGAACGGCUGCGCAGGAACGGCUGCGCAGGAACGGCUGCGCAGGAACGGCUGCGCAGGAACGGCUGCGCAGGAACGGCUGCGCAGGAACGGCUGCGCAGGAACGGCUUGCGCAGGAACGGCUGCGCAGGAACGGCUGCGCAGGAACGGCUGCGCAAGAACGGCUGCGCAGGAACGGCUGCGCAGGAACGGCCUGCGCAGAAGCGGCUGCGCAGAAGCGGCUGCGCAGAAGCGGCUGCGCAGAAGCGGCUGCGCAGAAGCGGCUGCGCAGAAGCGGCUGCGCAGAAGCGGCUGCGCAGAAGCGGCUGCGCAGAAGCGGCUGCACAGAAGCGGCUGCGCAGAAGCGGCUGCGCAGAAGCGGCUGCGCAGAAGCGGCUGCGCAGAAGCGGCUGCGCAGAAACGGCUGCGCAGAAACGGCUGCGCAGAAACGGCUGCGCAGAAACGGCUGCGCAGAAACGGCUAGGCAGAAACGGCUGCGCAGAAACGGCUGCGCAGAAACGGCUGCGCAGAAACGGCUGCGCAGAAACGGCUGCGCAGAAACGGCUGCGCAGAAACGGCUGCGCAGAAACGGCUAGGCAGAAACGGCUGCGCAGAAACGGCUGCGCAGAAACGGCUGCGCAGAAACGGCUGCGCAGAAACGGCUGCGCAGAAACGGCUGCGCAGAAACGGCUGCGCAGAAACGGCUGCGCAGAAACGGCUGCGCAGGAACGGCUGCGCAGGAACGGCUGCGCAGGAACGGCUGCGCAGAAACGGCUGCGCAGGAACGGCUGCGCAGUAACGGCUGCGCAGGAACGGCUGCGCAGGAACGGCUGCGCAGGAACGGCUGCGCAGAAACAGCUGCGCAGGAACAGCUGCGCAGGAACAGCUGCGCAGGAACAGCUGCGCAGGAACUGCUGCGCAGGAACUGCUGCGCAGGAACGGCUGCGCAGGAACGGCUGCGCAGGAACGGCUGCGCAGGAACGGCUGCGCAGGAACGGCUGCGCAGGAACGGCUGCGCAGGAACGGCUGCGCAGGAACGGCUGCGCAGGAACGGCUGCGCAGGAACGGCUGCGCAGGAACGGCUGCGCAGGAACGGCUGCGCAGGAACGGCUGCGCAGGAACGGCUGCGCAGAAACGGCUGCGCAGAAACGGCUGCGCAGUAACGGCUGCGCAGGAACGGCUGCGCAGGAACGGCUGCGCAGGAACGGCUGCGCAGGAACGGCUGCGCAGGAACGGCUGCGCAGGAACGGCUGCGCAGGAACGGCUGCGCAGGAACGGCUGCGCAGCAACGGCUGCGCAGCAACGGCUGCGCAGGAACGGCUGCGCAGGAACGGCUGCGCAGGAACGGCUGCGCAGGAACGGCUGCGCAGGAACGGCUGCGCAGGAACGGCUGCGCAGGAACGGCUGCGCAGGAACGGCUGCGCAGGAACGGCUGCGCAGGAACGGCUGCGCAGGAACGGCUGCGCAGAAACGGCUGCGCAGAAACGGCUGCGCAGAAACGGCUGCGCAGUAACGGCUGCGCAGGAACGGCUGCGCAGAAACGGCUGCGCAGGAACGGCUGCGCAGGAACGGCUGCGCAGGAACGGCUGCGCAGGAACGGCUGCGCAGGAACGGCUGCGCAGCAACGGCUGCGCAGGAACGGCUGCGCAGGAACGGCUGCGCAGAAACGGCUGCGCAGAAACGGCUGCGCAGAAACGUCUGCGCAGAAGCGUCUGCGCAGAAGCGUCUGCGCAGAAGCGUCUGCGCAGAAGCGUCUGCGCAGAAGCGUCUGCGCAGAAGCGUCUGCGCAGAAGCGUCUGCGCAGAAGCGGCUGCGCAGAAGCGGCUGCGCAGAAGCGGCUGCGCAGAAGCGGCUGCGCAGAAGCGGCUGCGCAGAAGCGGCUGCGCAGAAGCGGCUGCGCAGAAACGGCUGCGCAGAAACGGCUGCGCACAAACGGCUGCGCACAAACGGCUGCGCACAAACGGCUGCGCACAAACGGCUGCGCACAAACGGCUGCGCACAAACGGCUGCGCACAAACGGCGGCGCAGAAACGGCUGCGCAGGAACGGCUGCGCAGGAACGGCUGCGCAGGAACGGCUGCGCAUGAACGGCUGCGCCGAAACGGCUGCGCCGAAACGGCUGCGCCGAAACGGCUUCGCCGAAACAGCUGCGCCGAAACAGCUGCGCCGAAACAGCUGCGCCGAAACAGCUGCGCAGAAACAGCUGCGCCGAAACAAAGCGGCUGCGCAGAAGCGGCUGCGCAGAAGCGGCUGCGCAGAAGCGGCUGCGCAGAAGCGGCUGCGCAGAAGCGGCUGCGCAGAAGCGGCUGCGCAGAAGCGGCUGCGCAGGAACGGCUGCGCAGGAACGGCUGCGCAGGAACGGCUGCGCAGGAACGGCUGCGCAGGAACGGCUGCGCAGGAACGGCUGCGCAGGAACGGCUGCGCAGGAACGGCUGCGCAGGAACGGCUGCGCAGGAACGGCUGCGCAGCAACGGCUGCGCAGCAACGGCUGCGCAGCAACGGCUGCGCAGCAACGGCUGCGCAGCAACGGCUGCGCAGCAACGGCUGCGCAGCAACGGCUGCGCAGGAACGGCUGCGCAGGAACGGCUGCGCAGGAACGGCUGCGCAGGAACGGCUGCGCAGGAACGGCUGCGCAGAACGGCUGCGCAGGAACGGCUGCGCAGGAACGGCUGCGCAGGAACGGCUGCGCAGAAGCGGCUGCGCAGAAGCGGCUGCGCAGAAGCGGCUGCGCAGAAACGGCUGCGCAGAAACGGCUGCGCAGAAGCGGCUGCGCAGAAGCGGCUGCGCAGAAGCGGCUGCGCAGCAGCGGCUGCGCAGCAGCGGCUGCGCAGAAGCGGCUGCGCAGAAGCGGCUGCGCAGAAGCUGCUGCGCAGAAGCUGCUGCGCAGAAGCGGCUGCGCAGAAGCGGCUGCGCAGAAGCGGCUGCGCAGAAGCGGCUGCGCAGAAGCGGCUGCGCAGAAGCGGCUGCGCAGAAGCGGCUGCGCAGAAGCGGCUGCGCAGAAGCGGCUGCGCAGAAGCGGCUGCGCAGAAGCGGCUGCGCAGAAGCGGCUGCGCAGAAGCGGCUGCGCAGAAGCGGCUGCGCAGAAGCGGCUGCGCAGAAGCGGCUGCGCAGAAGCGGCUGCGCAGAAGCGGCUGCGCAGAAGCGGCUGCGCAGAAGCGGCUGCGCAGAAGCGGCUGCGCAGAAGCGGCUGCGCAGAAGCGGCUGCGCCGAAACGGCUGCGCCGAAACGGCUGCGCCGAAACGGCUGCGCAGAAACGGCUGCGCCGAAACGGCUGCGCCGAAACGGCUGCGCAGAAACGGCUGCGCAGAAACGGCUGCGCAGAAACAGCUGCGCAGAAACAGCUGCGCAGAAACAGCUGCGCAGAAACAGCUGCGCAGAAACAGCUGCGCAGAAGCAGCUGCGCAGAAGCAGCUGCGCAGAAGCAGCUGCGCAGAAGCAGCUGCGCAGAAGCAGCUGCCCAGAAACAGCUAGGCAGAAACGGCUGCGCAGAAGCGGCUGCGCAGAAGCGGCUGCGCAGAAGCGGCUGCGCAGAAGCGGCUGCGCAGAAGCGGCUGCGCAGAAGCGGCUGCGCAGAAGCGGCUGCGCAGAAGCGGCUGCGCAGGAACGGCUGCGCAGGAACGGCUGCGCAGGAACGGCUGCGCAGGAACGGCUGCGCAGGAACGGCUGCGCAGGAACGGCUGCGCAGGAACGGCUGCGCAGAAACGGCUGCGCAGAAACGGCUGCGCAGAAGCGGCUGCGCAGAAACGGCUGCGCAGAAGCGGCUGCGCAGAAGCGGCUGCGCAGAAGCGGCUGCGCAGAAGCGGCUGCGCAGAAGCGGCUGCGCAGAAGCGGCUGCGCAGAAGCGGCUGCGCAGAAGCGGCUGCGCAGAAGCGGCUGCGCAGAAGCGGCUGCGCAGAAGCGGCUGCGCAGAAGCGGCUGCGCAGAAGCGGCUGCGCAGAAGCGGCUGCGCAGAAGCGGCUGCGCAGAAGCGGCUGCGCAGAAGCGGCUGCGCAGAAGCGGCUGCGCAGAAGCGGCUGCGCAGAAGCGGCUGCGCAGAAGCGGCUGCGCAGAAGCGGCUGCGCAGAAGCGGCUGCGCAGAAGCGGCUGCGCAGAAGCGGCUGCGCAGAAGCGGCUGCGCAGAAGCGGCUGCGCAGAAGCGGCUGCGCAGAAGCGGCUGCGCAGAAGCGGCUGCGCAGAAACGGCUGCGCAGAAACGGCUGCGCAGAAACGUCUGCGCCGAAACGGCAGCGCCGAAACGGCUGCGACGAAACGGCUGCGCCGAAACGGCUGCGCCGAAACGGCUGCGCCGAAACGGCUGCGGCGAAACGGCUGCGCAGGAACAGCUGCGCAGAAACAGCUGCGCAGAAACAGCUAGGCAGAAACAGCUGCGCAGAAACAGCUGCGCAGAAACAGCUGCGCAGAAACAGCUGCGCAGAAGCAGCUGCGCAGAAGCAGCUGCGCAGAAGCAGCUGCGCAGAAGCAGCUGCGCAGAAGCAGUUGCGCAGAAGCAGCUGCGCAGGAACAGCUGCGCAGAAGCAGCUGCGCAGAAGCAGCGCAGGAACAGCUGCGCAGGAACAGCUGCGCAGAAGCGGCUGCGCAGGAACGGCUGCGCAGGAACGGCUGCGCAGGAACGGCUGCGCAGGAACGGCUGCGCAGGAACGGCUGCGCAUGAACGGCUGCGCAGGAACGGCUGCAAACGGCUGCGCCGAAACGGCUGCGCCGAAACGGCUGCGCCGAAACGGCUGCGCCGAAACGGCUGCGCCGAAACAGCUGCGCAGAAACAGCUGCGCAGAAACAGCUGCGCAGAAACAGCUGCGCAGAAACAGCUGCGCAGAAGCAGCUGCGCAGAAGCAGCUGCGCAGAAGCAGCUGCGCAGAAGCAGCUGCGCAGAAGCAGCUGCGCAGAAGCAGCUGCGCAGAAGCAGCUGCCCAGAAACAGCUAGGCAGAAACGGCUGCGCAGAAGCGGCUGCGCAGAAGCGGCUGCGCAGAAGCGGCUGCGCAGAAGCGGCUGCGCAGAAGCGGCUGCGCAGAAGCGGCUGCCCAGAAGCGGCUGCGCAGAAGCGGCUGCGCAGAAGCGGCUGCGCAGAAGCGGCUGCGCAGAAGCGGCUGCGCAGAAGCGGCUGCGCAGAAGCGGCUGCGCAGAAGCGGCUGCGCAGGAACGGCUGCGCAGGAACGGCUGCGCAGGAACGGCUGCGCAGGAACGGCUGCGCAGGAACGGCUGCGCAGGAACGGCUGCGCAGGAACGGCUGCGCAGGAACGGCUGCGCAGAAGCGGCUGCGCAGAAGCGGCUGCGCAGAAGCGGCUGCGCAGAAGCGGCUGCGCAGAAGCGGCUGCGCAGAAGCGGCUGCGCAGAAGCGGCUGCGCAGAAGCGGCUGCGCAGAAGCGGCUGCGCAGAAGCGGCUGCGCAGAAGCGGCUGCGCAGAAACGGCUGCGCCGAAACGGCUGCGCCGAAACGGCUGCGCCGAAACGGCUGCGCAGAAACGGCUGCGCCGAAACGGCUGCGCCGAAACGGCUGCGCCGAAACGGCUGCGCAGGAACGGCUGCGCAGAAACGGCUGCGCAGAAACAGCUGCGCAGAAACAGCUAGGCAGAAACAGCUGCGCAGAAACAGCUGCGCAGAAACAGCUGCGCAGAAGCAGCUGCGCAGAAGCAGCUGCGCAGAAGCAGCUGCGCAGAAGCAGCUGCGCAGAAGCAGCUGCGCAGAAGCAGCUGCGCAGAAGCAGCUGCGCAGAAGCAGCUGCCCAGAAACAGCUAGGCAGAAACGGCUGCGCAGAAGCGGCUGCGCAGAAGCGGCUGCGCAGAAGCGGCUGCGCAGAAACGGCUGCGCAGAAGCGGCUGCGCAGAAGCGGCUGCGCAGAAACGGCUGCGCAGAAGCGGCUGCGCAGAAGCGGCUGCGCAGAAGCGGCUGCGCAGAAGCGGCUGCGCAGGAACGGCUGCGCAGGAACGGCUGCGCAGGAACGGCUGCGCAGGAACGGCUGCGCAGGAACGGCUGCGCAGGAACGGCUGCGCAGGAACGGCUGCGCAGGAACGGCUGCGCAGGAACGGCUGCGCAGCAACGGCUGCGCAGCAACGGCUGCGCAGGAACGGCUGCGCAGGAACGGCUGCGCAGGAACGGCUGCGCAGGAACGGCUGCGCAGGAACGGCUGCGCAGAAACGGCUGCGCUAAACGGCUGCGCAGAAGCGGCUGCGCAGAAGCGGCUGCGCAGAACCGGCUGCGCAGAAGCGGCUGCGCAGAAGCGGCUGCGCAGAAGCGGCUGCGCAGAAGCGGCUGCGCAGAAGCGGCUGCGCAGAAGCGGCUGCGCAGAAGCGGCUGCGCAGAAGCGGCUGCGCAGAAGCGGCUGCGCAGAAGCGGCUGCGCAGAAGCGGCUGCGCAGAAGCGGCUGCGCAGAAGCGGCUGCGCAGAAGCGGCUGCGCAGAAGCGGCUGCGCAGAAGCGGCUGCGCAGAAGCGGCUGCGCAGAAGCGGCUGCGCAGAAGCGGCUGCGCAGAAGCGGCUGCGCAGAAGAGGCUGCGCAGAAGCGGCUGCGCAGAAGCGGCUGCGCAGAAGCGGCUGCGCAGAAGCGGCUGCGCAGAAGCGGCUGCGCAGAAGCGGCUGCGCAGAAGCGGCUGCGCAGAAGCGGCUGCGCAGAAGCGGCUGCGCAGAAGCGGCUGCGCAGAAGCGGCUGCGCAGAAGCGGCUGCCCAGAAACAGCUAGGCAGAAAAGGCUGCGCAGAAGCGGCUGCGCAGAAGCGGCUGCGCAGAAGCGGCUGCGCAGAAACGGCUGCGCAGAAGCGGCUGCGCAGAAGCGGCUGCGCAGAAGCGGCUGCGCAGAAGCGGCUGCGCUGAAGCGGCUGCGCAGAAGCGGCUGCGCAGAAGCGGCUGCGCAGAAACGGCUGCGCAGAAGCGGCUGCGCAGAAGCGGCUGCGCAGAAGCGGCUGCGCAGAAGCGGCUGCGCAGGAACGGCUGCGCAGGAACGGCUGCGCAGGAACGGCUGCGCAGGAACGGCUGCGCAGGAACGGCUGCGCAGGAACGGCUGCGCAGGAACGGCUGCGCAGGAACGGCUGCGCAGGAACGGCUGCGCAGGAACGGCUGCGCAGGAACGGCUGCGCAGGAACGGCUGCGCAGGAACGGCUGCGCAGGAACGGCUGCGCAGGAACGGCUGCGCAGGAACGGCUGCGCAGGAACGGCUGCGCAGGAACGGCUGCGCAGGAACGGCUGCGCAGGAACGGCUGCGCAGAAGCGGCUGCGCAGAAGCGGCUGCGCAGAAGCGGCUGCGCAGAAGCGGCUGCGCAGAAGCGGCUGCGCAGAAGCGGCUGCGCAGAAGCGGCUGCGCAGAAGCGGCUGCGCAGAAGCGGCUGCGCAGAAGCGGCUGCGCAGAAGCGGCUGCGCAGAAGCGGCUGCGCAGAAGCGGCUGCGCAGAAGCGGCUGCGCAGAAGCGGCUGCGCAGAAGCGGCUGCGCAGAAGCGGCUGCGCAGAAGCGGCUGCGCAGAAGCGGCUGCGCAGAAGCGGCUGCGCAGAAGCGGCUGCGCAGAAGCGGCUGCGCAGAAGCGGCUGCGCAGAAGCGGCUGCGCAGAAGCGGCUGCGCAGAAGCGGCUGCGCAGAAGCGGCUGCGCAGAAGCGGCUGCGCAGAAGCAGCUGCCCAGAAACAGCUAGGCAGAAACAGCUGCGCAGAAGCGGCUGCGCAGAAGCGGCUGCGCAGAAGCGGCUGCGCAGAAACGGCUGCGCAGAAGCGGCUGCGCAGAAGCGGCUGCGCAGAAGCGGCUGCGCAGAAGCGGCUGCGCAGAAGCGGCUGCGCAGAAGCGGCUGCGCAGAAGCGGCUGCGCAGAAGCGGCUGCGCAGAAACGGCUGCGCAGAAACGUCUGCGCCGAAACGGCUGCGACGAAACGGCUGCGCCGAAACGGCUGCGCCGAAACGGCUGCGCCGAAACGGCUGCGCCGAAACGGCUGCGCAGGAACAGCUGCGCAGAAACAGCUGCGCAGAAACAGCUAGGCAGAAACAACUGCGCAGAAACAGCUGCGCAGAAACAGCUGCGCAGAAACAGCUGCGCAGAAGCAGCUGCGCAGAAGCAGCUGCGCAGAAGCAGCUGCGCAGAAGCAGCUGCGCAGAAGCAGCUGCGCAGCAGCAGCUGCGCAGGAACAGCUGCGCAGGAACAGCUGCGCAGAAGCAGCUGCGCAGAAGCAGCGCAGGAACAGAUGCGCAGGAACGGCUGCGCAGGAACGGCUGCGCAGGAACGGCUGCGCAGGAACGGCUGCAAACGGCUGCGCCGAAACGGCUGCGCAGAAACGGCUGCGCCGAAACGGCUGCGCCGAAACGGCUGCGCCGAAACGGCUGCGCCGAAACGGCUGCGCAGGAACGGCUGCGCAGAAGCAGCUGCGCAGAAGCAGCUGCGCAGAAGCAGCUGCGCAGAAGCAGCUGCGCAGAAGCAGCUGCGCAGAAGCAGCUGCGCAGAAGCAGCUGCCCAGAAACAGCUAGGCAGAAACGGCUGCGCAGAAGCGGCUGCGCAGAAGCGGCUGCGCAGAAGCGGCUGCGCAGAAGCGGCUGCGCAGAAGCGGCUGCGCAGAAGCGGCUGCGCUGAAGCGGCUGCGCAGAAGCGGCUGCGCAGGAACGGCUGCGCAGGAACGGCUGCGCAGGAACGGCUGCGCAGGAACGGCUGCGCAGGAACGGCUGCGCAGGAACGGCUGCGCAGGAACGGCUGCGCAGGAACGGCUGCGCAGGAACGGCUGCGCAGGAACGGCUGCGCAGGAACGGCUGCGCAGGAACGGCUGCGCAGCAACGGCUGCGCAGGAACGGCUGCGCAGGAACGGCUGCGCAGGAACGGCUGCGAACGGCUGCGCAGGAACGGCUGCGCAGGAACGGCUGCGCAGAAACGGCUGCGCAGAAACGGCUGCGCAGAAACGGCUGCGCAGAAGCGGCUGCGCAGAAGCGGCUGCGCAGAAGCGGCUGCGCAGAAGCGGCUGCGCAGAAGCGGCUGCGCAGAAGCGGCUGCGCAGAAGCGGCUGCGCAGAAACGGCUGCGCAGAAGCGGCUGCGCAGAAGCGGCUGCGCAGAAGCGGCUGCGCAGAAGCGGCUGCGCAGAAGCGGCUGCGCAGAAGCGGCUGCGCAGAAGCGGCUGCGCAGAAGCGGCUGCGCAGAAGCGGCUGCGCAGAAGCGGCUGCGCAGAAGCGGCUGCGCAGAAGCGGCUGCGCAGAAGCGGCUGCGCAGAAGCGGCUGCGCAGAAGCGGCUGCGCAGAAGCGGCUGCGCAGAAGCGGCUGCGCAGAAGCGGCUGCGCAGAAGCGGCUGCGCAGAAGCGGCUGCGCAGAAGCGGCUGCGCAGAAGCGGCUGCGCAGAAGCGGCUGCGCAGAAGCGGCUGCGCUGAAGCGGCUGCGCAGAAGCGGCUGCGCAGAAGCGGCUGCGCAGAAACGGCUGCGCAGAAACGGCUGCGCAGAAACGUCUGCGCCGAAACGGCUGCGCCGAAACGGCUGCGACGAAACGGCUGCGCCGAAACGGCUUCGCCGAAACGGCUGCGCCGAAACGGCUGCGCCGAAACGGCUGCGCAGGAACAGCUGCGCAGGAACAGCUGCGCAGAAACAGCUGCGCAGAAACAGCUAGGCAGAAACAGCUGCGCAGAAACAGCUGCGCAGAAGCGGCUGCGCAGAAGCGGCUGCGCAGAAGCGGCUGCGCAGAAGCGGCUGCGCAGAAGCGGCUGCGCAGGAACGGCUGCGCAGGAACGGCUGCGCAGGAACGGCUGCGCAGGAACGGCUGCGCAGAAGCGGCUGCGCAGAAACGGCUGCGCAGAAGCGGCUGCGCAGAAGCGGCUGCUCAGAAGCGGCUGCGCAGAAGCGGCUGCGCAGAAGCGGCUGCGCAGAAGCGGCUGCGCAGAAGCGGCUGCGCAGAAGCGGCUGCGCAGAAGCGGCUGCGCAGAAGCGGCUGCGCAGAAGCGGCUGCGCAGAAGCGGCUGCGCAGAAGCGGCUGCGCAGAAGCGGCUGCGCAGAAGCGGCUGCGCAGAAGCGGCUGCGCAGAAGCGGCUGCGCAGAAGCGGCUGCGCAGAAGCGGCUGCGCAGAAGCGGCUGCGCAGAAGCGGCUGCGCAGAAGCGGCUGCGCAGAAGCGGCUGCGCAGAAGCGGCUGCGCAGAAGCGGCUGCGCAGAAGCGGCUGCGCAGAAACGGCUGCGCAGAAACGGCUGCGCAGAAACGUCUGCGCCGAAACGGCUGCGCCGAAACGGCUGCGACGAAACGGCUGCGCCGAAACGGCUUCGCCGAAACGGCUGCGCCGAAACGGCUGCGCCGAAACGGCUGCGCAGGAACGGCUGCGCAGAAACGGCUGCGCAGAAACAGCUGCGCAGAAACAGCUAGGCAGAAACAGCUGCGCAGAAGCAGCUGCGCAGAAGCAGCUGCGCAGAAGCAGCUGCGCAGAAGCAGCUGCGCAGAAGCAGCUGCGCAGGAACGGCUGCGCAGGAACGGCUGCGCAGGAACGGCUGCGCAGAAGCGGCUGCGCAGAAGCGGCUGCGCAGAAGCGGCUGCGCAGAAGCGGCUGCGCAGAAGCGGCUGCGCAGAAGCGGCUGCGCAGAAGCGGCUGCGCAGAAGCGGCUGCGCAGAAGCGGCUGCGCAGAAGCGGCUGCGCAGGAACGGCUGCGCAGGAACGGCUGCGCAGGAACGGCUGCGCAGGAACGGCUGCGCAGGAACGGCUGCGCAGGAACGGCUGCGCAGGAACGGCUGCGCAGGAACGGCUGCGCAGGAACGGCUGCGCAGGAACGGCUGCGCAGGAACGGCUGCGCAGGAACGGCUGCGCAGGAACGGCUGCGCAGCAACGGCUGCGCAGGAACGGCUGCGCAGGAACGGCUGCGCAGGAACGGCUGCGCAGGAACGGCUGCGCAGAAACAAGCGUCUGCGCAGAAGCGGCUGCGCAGAAGCGGCUGCGCAGAAGCGGCUGCGCAGAAGCGGCUGCGCAGAAGCGGCUGCGCAGAAGCGGCUGCGCAGAAGCGGCUGCGCAGAUGCGGCUGCGCAGAAGCGGCUGCGCAGAAGCGGCUGCGCAGAAGCGGCUGCGCAGAAGCGGCUGCGCAGAAGCGGCUGCGCAGAAGCGGCUGCGCAGAAGCGGCUGCGCAGAAGCGGCUGCGCAGAAGCGGCUGCGCAGAAGCGGCUGCGCAGAAGCGGCUGCGCAGAAGCGGCUGCGCAGAAGCGGCUGCGCAGAAGCGGCUGCGCAGAAGCGGCUGCGCAGAAGCGGCUGCGCAGAAGCGGCUGCGCAGAAACGGCUGCGCAGAAACGUCUGCGCCGAAACGGCUGCGCCGAAACGGCUGCGACGAAACGGCUGCGCCGAAACGGCUUCGCCGAAACGGCUGCGCCGAAACGGCUGCGCCGAAACGGCUGCGCAGGAACGGCUGCGCAGGAACGGCUGCGCAGAAACGGCUGCGCAGAAACAGCUAGGCAGAAACAGCUGCGCAGAAACAGCUGCACAGAAGCAGCUGCGCAGAAGCAGCUGCGCAGAAGCAGCUGCGCAGAAGCAGCUGCGCAGAAGCAGCUGCGCAGAAGCAGCUGCGCAGAAGCAGCUGCGCAGGAACGGCUGCGCAGGAACGGCUGCGCAGGAACGGCUGCGCAGAAACGGCUGCGCAGAAGCGGCUGCGCAGAAACGGCUGCGCAGAAGCGGCUGCGCAGAAGCGGCUGCGCAGAAGCGGCUGCGCAGAAGCGGCUGCGCAGAAGCGGCUGCGCAGAAGCGGCUGCGCAGAAGCGGCUGCGCAGGAACGGCUGCGCAGGAACGGCUGCGCAGGAACGGCUGCGCAGGGACGGCUGCGCAGGAACGGCUGCGCAGGAACGGCUGCGCAGGAACGGCUGCGCAGGAACGGCUGCGCAGGAACGGCUGCGCAGGAACGGCUGCGCAGAAGCGGCUGCGCAGAAGCGGCUGCGCAGAAGCGGCUGCGCAGAAGCGGCUGCGCAGAAGCGGCUGCGCAGAAGCGGCUGCGCAGAAGCGGCUGCGCAGAAGCGGCUGCGCAGAAGCGGCUGCGCAGAAGCGGCUGCGCAGAAGCGGCUGCGCAGAAGCGGCUGCGCAGAAGCGGCUGCGCAGAAGCGGCUGCGCAGAAGCGGCUGCGCAGAAGCGGCUGCGCAGAAGCGGCUGCGCAGAAGCGGCUGCGCAGAAACGGCUGCGCAGAAACGUCUGCGCCGAAACGGCUGCGCCGAAACGGCUGCGACGAAACGGCUGCGCCGAAACGGCUUCGUCGAAACGGCUGCGCCGAAACGGCUGCGCCGAAACGGCUGCGCAGGAACAGCUGCGCAGAAACAGCUGCGCAGAAACAGCUGCGCAGAAACAGCUAGGCAGAAACAGCUGCGCAGAAACAGCUGCGCAGAAACAGCUGCGCAGAAGCAGCUGCGCAGAAGCAGCUGCGCAGAAGCAGCUGCGCAGAAGCAGCUGCGCAGAAGCAGCUGCGCAGAAGCAGCUGCGCAGGAACGGCUGCGCAGGAACGGCUGCGCAGGAACGGCUGCGCAGAAACGGCUGCGCAGAAACGGCUGCGCAGAAGCGGCUGCGCAGAAACGGCUGCGCAGAAGCGGCUGCGCAGAAGCGGCUGCGCAGAAGCGGCUGCGCAGAAGCGGCUGCGCAGAAGCGGCUGCGCAGAAGCGGCUGCGCAGAAGCGGCUGCGCAGAAGCGGCUGCGCAGAAGCGGCUGCGCAGAAGCGGCUGCGCAGAAGCGGCUGCGCAGAAGCGGCUGCGCAGAAGCGGCUGCGCAGAAGCGGCUGCGCAGAAGCGGCUGCGCAGAAGCGGCUGCGCAGAAGCGGCUGCGCAGAAGCGGCUGCGCAGAAGCGGCUGCGCAGAAGCGGCUGCGCAGAAGCGGCUGCGCAGAAGCGGCUGCGCAGAAGCGGCUGCGCAGGAGCGGCUGCGCAGGAGCGGCUGCGCAGGAGCGGCUGCGCAGGAGCGGCUGCGCAGAAGCGGCUGCGCAGAAGCGGCUGCGCAGAAGCGGCUGCGCAGAAACGGCUGCGCAGAAACGGCUGCGCAGAAACGUCUGCGCCGAAACGGCUGCGCCGAAACGGCUGCGACGAAACGGCUGCGCCGAAACGGCUUCGCCGAAACGGCUGCGCCGAAACGGCUGCGCCGAAACGGCUGCGCAGGAACAGCUGCGCAGAAACAGCUGCGCAGAAACAGCUGCGCAGAAACAGCUAGGCAGAAACAGCUGCGCAGAAACAGCUGCGCAGAAGCAGCUGCGCAGAAGCAGCUGCGCAGAAGCAGCUGCGCAGAAGCAGCUGCGCAGAAGCAGCUGCGCAGAAGCAGCUGCGCAGGAACAGCUGCGCAGGAACAGCUGCGCAGGAACAGCUGCGCAGAAACAGCUGCGCAGAAGCCGCUGCGCAGAAGCGGCUGCGCAGAAGCGGCUGCGCAGAAGCGGCUGCGCAGAAGCGGCUGCGCAGAAGCGGCUGCGCAGAAGCGGCUGCGCAGAAGCGGCUGCGCAGGAACGGCUGCGCAGGAACGGCUGCGCAGGAACGGCUGCGCAGGAACGGCUGCGCAGGAACGGCUGCGCAGGAACGGCUGCGCAGGAACGGCUGCGCAGGAACGGCUGCGCAGGAACGGCUGCGCAGGAACGGCUGCGCAGCAACGGCUGCGCAGCAACGGCUGCGCAGGAACGGCUGCGCAGGAACGGCUGCGCAGGAACGGCUGCGCAGGAACGGCUGCGCAGGAACGUCUGAGCAGAAACGGCUGCGCAGAAGCGGCUGCGCAGAAGCGUCUGCGCAGAAGCGUCUGCGCAGAAGCGUCUGCGCAGAAGCGUCUGCGCAGAAGCGUCUGCGCAGAAGCGUCUGCGCAGAAGCGGCUGCGCAGAAGCGGCUGCGCAGAAGCGGCUGCGCACAAGCGGCUGCGCAGAAGCGGCUGCGCAGAAGCGGCUGCGCAGAUGCGGCUGCGCAGAAGCGGCUGCGCAGAAGCGGCUGCGCAGAAGCGGCUGCGCAGAAGCGGCUGCGCAGAAGCGGCUGCGCAGAAGCGGCUGCGCAGAAGCGGCUGCGCAGAAGCGGCUGCGCAGAAGCGGCUGCGCAGAAGCGGCUGCGCAGAAGCGGCUGCGCAGAAGCGGCUGCGCAGAAGCGGCUGCGCAGAAGCGGCUGCGCAGAAGCGGCUGCGCAGAAGCGGCUGCGCAGAAACGGCUGCGCAGAAACGUCUGCGCCGAAACGGCUGCGCCGAAACGGCUGCGACGAAACGGCUGCGCCGAAACGGCUGCGCAGGAACAGCUGCGCAGAAACAGCUGCGCAGAAACAGCUGCGCAGAAACAGCUAGGCAGAAACAGCUGCGCAGAAACAGCUGCGCAGAAACAGCUGCGCAGAAGCAGCUGCGCAGAAGCAGCUGCGCAGAAGCAGCUGCGCAGAAGCAGCUGCGCAGAAGCAGCUGCGCAGGAACAGCUGCGCAGAAACAGCUGCGCAGAAACAGCUGCGCAGAAGCAGCUGCGCAGAAACGGCUGCGCAGAAGCGGCUGCGCAGAAGCGGCUGCGCAGAAGCGGCUGCGCAGAAGCGGCUGCGCAGAAGCGGCUGCGCAGAAGCGGCUGCGCAGGAACGGCUGCGCAGGAACGGCUGCGCAGGAACGGCUGCGCAGGAACGGCUGCGCAGGAACGGCUGCGCAGGAACGGCUGCGCAGGAACGGCUGCGCAGGAACGGCUGCGCAGAAACGGCUGCGCAGGAACGGCUGCGCAGGAACGGCUGCGCAGGAACGGCUGCGCAGGAACGGCUGCGCAGGAACGGCUGCGCAGGAACGGCUGCGCAGCAACGGCUGCGCAGCAACGGCUGCGCAGGAACGGCUGCGCAGGAACGGCUGCGCAGGAACGGCUGCGCAGGAACGGCUGCGCAGGAACGGCUGCGCAGAAACGUCUGAGCAGAAACGGCUGCGCAGAAGCGGCUGCGCAGAAGCGGCUGCGCAGAAGCGGCUGCGCAGAAGCGUCUGCGCAGAAGCGUCUGCGCAGGAGCGUCUGCGCAGGAGCGUCUGCGCAGGAGCGGCUGCGCAGGAGCGGCUGCGCAGGAGCGGCUGCGCAGAUGCGGCUGCGCAGGAGCGGCUGCGCAGAAGCGGCUGCGCAGAAGCGGCUGCGCAGAAGCGGCUGCGCAGAAGCGGCUGCGCAGAAGCGGCUGCGCAGAAGCGGCUGCGCAGAAGCGGCUGCGCAGAAGCGGCUGCGCAGAAGCGGCUGCGCAGAAGCGGCUGCGCAGAAACGGCUGCUCAGAAACGGCUGCGCACAAACGCCUGCGCACAAACGGCUGCGCACAAACGGCUGCACACAAACGGCUGCGCACAAACGGCUGCGCACAAACGGCUGCGCACAAACGGCGGCGCACAAACGGCUGCGCAGGAACGGCUGCGCAGGAACGGCUGCGCAGGAACGGCUGCGCAGGAACGGCUGCGCAGGAACGGCUGCGCAGGAACGGCUGCGCAUGAACAGCUGCGCCGAAACAGCUGCGCCGAAACAGCUGCGCCGAAACAGCUGCGCCGAAACAGCUGCGCCGAAACAGCUGCGCCGAAACAGCUGCGCCGAAACAGCUGCGCCGAAACAGCUGCGCAGAAACAGCUGCGCCGAAACAGCUGCGCCGAAACAAAGCGGCUGCGCAGAAGCGGCUGCGCAGAAGCGGCUGCGCAGAAACGUCUGCGCCGAAACGGCUGCGCCGAAACGGCUGCGACGAAACGGCUGCGCCGAAACGGCUGCGCCGAAACGGCUGCGCAGGAACAGCUGCGCAGAAACAGCUGCGCAGAAACAGCUGCGCAGAAACAGCUGCGCAGAAACAGCUGCGCAAAAACAGCUGCGCAGAAACAGCUGCGCAGAAGCAGCUGCGCAGAAGCAGCUGCGCAGAAGCAGCUGCGCAGAAGCAGCUGCACAGAAGCAGCUGCGCAGAAGCAGCUGCGCAGGAACAGCUGCGCAGGAACAGCUGCGCAGAAGCAGCUGCGCAGGAACAGCUGCGCAGAAGCGGCUGCGCAGAAGCGGCUGCGCAGGAAAGGCUGCGCAGGAACGGCUGCGCAGGAACGGCUGCGCAGGAACGGCUGCGCAGGAACGGCUGCGCAGGAACGGCUGCGCAGGAACGGCUGCGCAGGAACGGCUGCGCAGGAACGGCUGCGCAGCAACGGCUGCGCAGAAACGGCUGCGCAGAAACGGCUGCGCCGAAACGGCUGCGCCGAAACGGCUGCGCCGAAACGGCUGCGCCGAAACGGCUGCGCCGAAACGGCUGCGCCGAAACGGCUGCGCCGAAACAGCUGCGCCGAAACAGCUGCGCAGAAACAGCUGCCUCGAAACAGCUGCGCAGAAACAGCUGCGCCGAAACAGCUGCGCCGAAACAGCUGCGCAGAAACAGUUGCGCCUAAACGGCUGCGCCUAAACGGCUGCGCAGAAACGGCUAGGCAGAAACGGCUGCGCAGAAGCGGCUGCGCAGAAGCGGCUGCGCAGAAGCGGCUGCGCAGGAACGGCUGCGCAGGAACGGCUGCGCAGGAACGGCUGCGCAGGAACGGCUGCGCAGGAACGGCUGCGCAGGAACGGCUGCGCAGGAACGGCUGCGCAGAAGCGGCUGCGCAGAAGCGGCUGCGCAGAAGCGGCUGCGCAGAAGCGGCUGCGCAGAAGCGGCUGCGCAGAAGCGGCUGCGCAGAAGCGGCUGCGCAGAAGCGGCUGCGCAGAAGCGGCUGCGCAGAAGCGGCUGCGCAGAAGCGGCUGCGCAGAAGCGGCUGCGCAGAAGCGGCUGCGCAGAAGCGGCUGCGCAGAAGCGGCUGCGCAGAAGCGGCUGCGCAGAAGCGGCUGCGCAGAAGCGGCUGCGCAGAAGCGGCUGCGCAGAAGCGGCUGCGCAGAAGCGGCUGCGCAGAAGCGGCUGCGCAGAAGCGGCUGCGCAGAAGCGGCUGCGCAGAAGCGGCUGCGCAGAAGCGGCUGCGCAGAAGCGGCUGCGCAGAAGCGGCUGCGCAGAAGCGGCUGCGCUGA
This is a messenger RNA of Schistocerca nitens (vagrant locust), 16827 nucleotides long. RefSeq lists its product as uncharacterized. Gene Ontology annotation, biological process: regulation of osteoblast differentiation; cell differentiation. Gene Ontology annotation, cellular component: nucleoplasm. NCBI's taxonomy places the organism in Eukaryota, Metazoa, Arthropoda, Insecta, Orthoptera, Acrididae. The transcript is spliced from 10 exons. The record is from RefSeq and is a predicted model, not a curated record. Bases 1 to 16827 code for a protein of 5608 amino acids.